GAGAGAGAGGGCGGGCGAAACAAAAGCCUCUAAAACAGAACAGAUUCAAAAACUCACUUCUCUUCUCCUACUUCGUUCUCUACGCCACUGACCUUUUUCCAUUUCUGUCUGGAUAUUUGGAGACUAGGGUUAGGGCAAACCGGCGGAUCGGAGGCGGAGAAUGGCUGACAAUGGCGCCACUUCAGACUUCCAGCUUCCGGACGAGAUACUCUCCGUGAUCCCUACGGACCCCUACGAACAGCUGAAUCUGGCUAGAAAGAUAACCUCGCUCGCCAUCGCGUCCCGCGUCUCCAAGCUCGAGUCUGAGGCCGGUCGGAUGCGCCAGAAAAUUGCUGACAAGGACAGCGUCAUCUCCGAACUCCAGAGUCGGAUCUCUGAGCUUGAGAUUAUUUUCCGAGAGACGGAUGCGCGCCUGAGGACGUCCCUUGAGGAGAAUAUUAAGUUGUUGAAGGAGCGGGAUUCUUUGCUAGUGGCUUCGAAGAAGAUGAGUCGGGAUUUGGCGAAGAUGGAGACAUUCAAAAGGCAUCUGAUGCAGUCGCUGAAUGAUGAUAAUACUUCUACGGAAACUGUGGAUAUAGGAACCUGUGAUCAGUCUAUUACUAAAGCUUCCACUUGUAAAGAUGGUGUCUCUGCUGCCCUCACUGCGCCAUAUCCAGCCAGCGCAAGUACAGAAAAGAACAAUACAACUCAAGACGGAAAGAAGUUCAUCUCAUCUUACAUCACUCCUCGGCUCACCCCCGGCACCACACCAAAGGUAAAAUCAAACGCCGGUUCUCCAAAAAGGUGUUCGACCGGAGUAUCACCAAAAAUGACAUCUGGUGCAACUUCUCCCUCAAAAUCUCAAGCCGAAGGAUACACUUCAAUGUCUCCAUGGUGCCCAUCAAGCAAGCAAUCAUCUGCAGCCAAUUCUCCUCCCCGGGGACGUUCUUUGCCAGGGCGCACUCGUGUGGAUGGCAAGGAGUUCUUCCGCCAAGCCAAGAAUCGUCUCUCUUAUGAGCAAUUUGCAGCAUUUUUAGCCAAUAUCAAAGAACUAAAUGCCCAGAGACAGUCACGAGAGGAAACUUCGAAGAAGGCAGAAGAAAUUUUUGGAGCAGACAAUAAAGAUCUGUUUCUUUCCUUUCAGGGGUUGCUCAAUCGUAACAUGCCUUAGAUGGUGGAAAAAUUAUUACGUGCGGGUUCGGAUUUGCCCGGAGACCAAUAAAAAUGCGCCACAUCGCUCCCAAAAAUGCACCGCGCUCAGUACCGAGCGCGGAAUGGGACGGUUCUCCCGUACGGUGUCCGCACACAAUAAUCUCCUCGGAGAGAUUAUUCUGUGCGGACACCGGAUGGGAGAACCGUCCGGUACUGUUUGGUACUGAGCGCGAUACAUUUUUGAGAUGAUGUGACACAUUUUUAUUGGUCAUUGGAUGAUGUCCGGACUCUGCACAAAAUAAUUUGUCGUCACGGUAGGGGAUGCUAAGCAAUUAAUUAGGGUUGCGAACAAUCUGCUUAUAUCUAGCUGAUCCGAACCUGCCUCAGGAUCUGCGUGAACAUUCUAUUUGAUCUCCAGUCGGGUUAGGUUUAGCUAC
Dendrobium catenatum is the source of this 1568-nucleotide messenger RNA. RefSeq lists its product as uncharacterized. Lineage: Eukaryota; Viridiplantae; Streptophyta; Magnoliopsida; Asparagales; Orchidaceae. The record is from RefSeq and is a predicted model, not a curated record. The transcript is spliced from 9 exons. Bases 161 to 1150 code for a protein of 329 amino acids.